Molecule: messenger RNA, 4488 nt
Organism: Funneliformis caledonium
Lineage: Eukaryota; Fungi; Glomeromycota; Glomeromycetes; Glomerales; Glomeraceae
Source: the annotation of a GenBank genome assembly
AUGUUCAAAAAAAAAUUAUCAAAGCCAGUCAAAAAGCCAGUCGAAGUCAAUCAAAGACAUUUGAUCGACAAAAUUUUGGCUCGAUAUUCUACUGAAUUCGUAAUAUAUCGGGAAUUAAUGCAAAAUUCUAGUAAUCUUCAAUUAAUUGUUCGACCCCUUGAUUGGAAAAGGAUUACAAAUAUUGCUGUUGGAAAUCCCGGUGAACAAAAAAUAGGGGCUUUCGGCGUCGGAUUUUAUUCAUUAUUUUCAAUUUGUGAAAAUCCAUCUGUAAUGUCUGGUGGAAAAAUGAUGAGCUUCGAUUGGGAAGGUGAUAAAUUAAACUAUAUACAAUCUGAUGACAAAAGUGAAGGGAAUGAAGGGUGGACUAUAUUUGAAAUGGUUCUGAGAAAACCUGAUAAAUUUCCAAUUUUUGAAGAAUUUACACGGUUCUUGGCUGGUUCAUUAGCAUUUAUGAGUGCUCUUCAAGAAGUAUCUGUAUAUUUCAAUGAUACAAGGGUGAUAAAUUUGUCAAAGGAAUUGUCAGAUAUGAGCGAGAUAGAAAUUGCACCUGAAAUUAAUACUUAUUCUCCAAAUAAGAUGUUUCAGCUUACCAAGUUAGAAUAUAAAAAUAUUUAUAUGAAAGUGACGAGCCCAAAAGAGAAUUCAGAGCAACAAUCAUUAAUUACUGACUUUCAAGAAACUUCAAUGCUUCUUAAGGUUGCUAAUGGAAAUUUGAAAAUUACGGUCGCAGAUGAAUUUUCUAAAGAAAUGUUCCGAAUUAUCAAGAAGGAUUUGCCAAAUGAUACAAUUAUAGAUAUGAUGUUCACCGAAUUUCAAAAUUAUGAUAAACUUAUUCCUUCUAUUUUUAAAGAUUUACUUCCAUACCCGGAACAAGGAAAAAUAUAUAUUGGCUUUUCAACCCACCAAACAACAGGAUGUUGCUUAAAUUUGUCAGCUUAUUUGGUUCCUAGUGUAGAGCGUGAAUCAAUUGAUUUGGUAAACAAAACUUUGAAAGAGUAUAAUGAGGGAAUAUUAUAUUUGGCAGGAGUACUGUGUAGAAUUUUAUAUGAGAAUGAAAUGAGUGAAAUAAAAAAGCUUUAUGAGAUGAUCGGCAAAGAUAACGUCGAAUGCGAGCGGCUUGAAAACCAUGCUGCACAUGUCUUAAGAUAUUUCACGUUCAAUAAAAGUACACCAAAAAUAUCUGUUAGUGAUAUCAUCGAGAACCAAUUUUUCGAUUGUUCAAAACAAAGAUUGCCGAUUCUGUCAACGUGCGGCAUACUUCCAAUAACUGACGUACGAAUGCCUAAUUCAAAAAUGGAAGGUUUCAUAAAAACCAUUCCAAUUGUUUCAAAAUUUGUAUUUGAACAAUGUAAGCCUUUUUUUGAAAAAGCAAAGAAUAUAAAGAAAAUUAUAAAAGAUCUAUCUUUUCAAGAUGUUUUACUUGAAUUAAAAAAUAGACCGCUAUUCGAAAUUGAAAUGACUGCACUUCUGAAAUGGUUGAUAUCUUAUAAGUCGAAGGAAACUAACAACAUUACACCGGAGGAAUUUGCAAAGUUUAUGGAGUUGGCUAGUUUUCUCAUUGAAGAUAAAAUUCGUCGCUUGAAUACGAUACGUUAUGUUAUAGAUUCGAGUUUGUUACUUCCGGAUACGGAAGUUCCUGAUUACGUUUUGCCGUAUAAUAUUUCCAAAGAUCUUAACGAUUCUGAGAUUAAUGAAUGUUUUGGAUGGGUUAAUCUACCUUUGGUUUAUUGGGCUAGGUUUAUUGUCGAUCAUCCAGAUUUGGAAUCUGAACCUAAUUUUGCUGAAAAUGUUCAUAUAAUUUUAGCAAGCCGUCUAAAAAAGAUGUCCCAAGACGACAAGAAAAUAGUUAAAGAUUUGUUAAUUUGUAAGAGAUGUAUUCCAACAACAGAAGGCAUGAAAAAACCUGAUGAAGCUUAUUUAGAAACCGUUGAUUUAUUUCCUGAUAUACCAACGAUUAAAUUUAAAAACGACUUUAAUUUCCAAGAAUUAAUGAAUCUCCUUGAUGUUAAUAAAGUUAUUAAAAUAAAAUAUAUUGAUUAUUAUAUUUCAAAUGAAGAGUAUUAUGAUCCGUUGCAAAUUGCAAAAUAUUUUGGUUCAUCAUUAAGCAAUCUCGAAGAAAGUUAUUUGGAAGAAUUAAAGGCUAAAGAAAUUUGGUUUGCAAAUGGGACAGGAAAUCUUCCGAAUAAUAAAGCCCAGCGGUUUGUUGCGAGUGAUUUAUAUAUACCACUAGAUUUAUAUCGUGAAUUUGGUUUACCUAUUAUUAACUGGACAGGAAAUUGGGAUCAUAAUUCUGAUGAAGCUAAAUUCUUAAUCAAGUUGGGUUUAAUGGAAUAUCCAACUCUUUCAAAGAUUCUUGUACUCUGUACACCAUCAUCUGAAAGAGAAAUUCGUUAUAAGGCUCUCGAAUAUUUUAUUAAAAAUUUUGAGAAUAAAUAUUUUGAUGAGUAUCAAGCAGAUGAAAUAAAUAUUUCGUUCCUGCCUUGUUCCGAACAAGAUAGAUAUGCCAAACCUUCAGAAUGUUAUAUCAAUCCUGAUUGCGCGGUAAUGGGAUUUAAUGUGAUACACCAAAAAUAUCGAUUUCGAGCUGAAAAACUUGGUUUAAAGCAUCAUCCUGAUCAAAACAAACUUAUUGAAAUGUUAACUAAGUAUUUACCACAAUCUGAAGGAAAAGCGAAGGAAAUGUUUGAAUAUUUAGAAACAAGGAAAGAUGGAUUUGUUAAACUCGAAUGGGACUUCCUAAAUGGUUAUGAGUUCAUUCCCACACGUAAUAAAGAUCACCCUGAUAUUAUUAUUCAUAAAAGUCCACCUGAAUGCUUUUUUAAGAGUCAAGGAAAAAUAGAAGAUAUGGAUGAAAUGUUUGAUCAAUUCCUUUCAUUCAUAGAUUUUGGGGAGAAAGCCAAUAAAUUUUUACAAAAAUGUGGUGUCGAAAGAACUCCAUCAGCGGUAACAAUUGCUAAUUUGUUGGUAAAUUCGUCACUUGAAAUUUGGAGGUCGGUCGAUAAUAAUAUAGAAAAAUAUAAAAAUAUUUUGAAGAAACUUUCCGAUGAUUUUAAUACCAUAGAAAAAGACAAAGAUCUAUUUAAAGAGAUGAGAGAGAAGCCAGUUUUAUUAGGUGUAUUAGAAGGAGAUAAAGGAAAACAGUAUGAAUUAAAUACUGUUGAGAAUAUUUAUAUAAAUGACGACACAACAUAUAUGGAAACUUAUUGUGAUCUUUUAUUAACAAUUCCAAAAGAUUUCCCUAAAUCUUUUUAUAAAUAUUUGGGAUGUAAAUCAUUGAAUGAUUCUAUUGAAGAGGAAGUUGAAAUAUCAGACUUGACUCGAGAAACGAAAGAAUCUAAAGAGUUACAAGAAAAGCUCAAUGAAAGAGCUCAUUUGUUCUACAUUGAUCAUCCUAAAUAUGUUAUUAAAAAAGAUGAAGAAUGCCUUAGAAAUAUUAAAGUAGUAGAGACAAAUAGAAUUGAAAUAAAACUUUUAUUAAAAGCCAAAAAUCUUAAAAAAUCAAAGUCUAUAUCUGCAUAUAUUCAUGAAAAUAAAGAAAUGAAAAUAUUUACGCUUUAUUUGACAUCGAAGCAAGAUUAUCAUGAUAUUGCAAGAAGUCUAGUCAAAUUCAUUUAUAAAUCACAUAAAUCAAUAGAUAUUAAUUAUUUGUAUAUGAUACUAAAUGCACUAAAUGUUAAAGAUUUAAAAUGUCUUGAAAAUGUAAGUCCUAAACAAGAUGUUAUUUCUGAAGAAGAGCAAGAAAAUUAUUUGAAAGAAAAUGACUCAAAACAAGAAAAUCCUAAAUCAGAAGAUUUAUUUAAAUCACUAAAAGCAAUGUUUGCGGACUGUGAAGACUAUUAUAUUCACCAAUGUUUAGAACAAGCAGAUGAUGAUAAACUAAUAAAUGCUGAAAAUCAACUGAUGGAAGGGAAUUACCCAAAAAUUAAGAUCCCAGUUGAUACCUAUCCCUAUGACCCACCGGUUACUGUUAAAACUGGAAAAACCUUUAUGAAUGUAAUUCAAAUUACUCGUUAUAACUUGGGAAGUUAUUUGAGUAGUAAACAAAUAGUUUAUUGUAAAACCAUUGAAGAAGGUCAUUCAGAUCGUUCAUUACAAUUUGAGAAAUUUUUAGACGGAAUAGAAUUUUAUAUUCCAAAAGAUAUGAAAGAUAAAUCUGCGAUAACUUCAAAUCAAUCAUUAAAGCCAUUUGCCAAUUUAUUAAAGGACCUUAUUGAAGUUUUUGAAUGCCCGCCAAAGUUUAUUCAUGCCUUUUAUGAUAAUUCUAACCUAAUAACAUACAACGAGGGUAGUGCACUAUUCUUUAAUUUCAAAAUUUAUAUCGAUUUGUAUAAAGCUGAUCCAAAGUUUGAUGCAAAGACAUACUGGUAUAUGGUGAUCUGUCAUGCCUUAGCACACAAAUUUGUUGAAGGCCAUAAUUCUGAAUAUCAAUACCAUUUUUCAUCUCUUGUGACAAAAUAUAUGAAAAGUUUAGUUAAGAAAAUGAUCUAG